This is a messenger RNA of Galeopterus variegatus (Sunda flying lemur), 3924 nucleotides long. It is a transcript of the gene THADA, whose product is annotated as thyroid adenoma associated. Gene Ontology annotation, cellular component: cytosol. The transcript has 27 exons. Gene Ontology annotation, biological process: tRNA methylation. The record is from RefSeq and is a predicted model, not a curated record. Bases 1 to 3924 code for a protein of 1307 amino acids. NCBI's taxonomy places the organism in Eukaryota, Metazoa, Chordata, Mammalia, Dermoptera, Cynocephalidae.
AUGGGUAUGAAGAAGAAGAAAGAAAUGCAAGUUGCUGCAUUGACCAUUUGUCAUCGGGACCUUGAAACUUUGAGAUCUUUCGCUGAUGUGGAAGGGAAAAAUCUAGCUGCUUUGCUAUUACGUUGUGUACAACUCACGGAUGGAGUGUCACAGAUCCAUUAUGUUAAGCAGAUCGUGCCUUUACUGGAGAAGAUAGAUAAAAAUGGCUCGUGUGAUCCCACUAUUAAAAGUUGUUUGGAUAUUUUAGCAGGCAUUUAUCUUUCUUUGAAUCUAAAGAAUCCCUUGAAGAAAGUAUUGGCAAGCUCACUAAAUGGCCUACCUGAAUUUUUUCUAACUGAGGCUGUACACAGUUUUACUUCUCGUCUUCAGGAAGAAUUGGAUACUACUGAUUUAUAUUCUUACAGGAAAGUAAUCGACAAUAUAUCUUCCUGUAUGGAGAACUUUAACUUGGGUACAGCAAGUGUUAAUAAUCUGCUUAAAAAUGUGCUUCAUUUUCUGCAGAAGAGUUUAAUUGAAAUCUGGGAAGAAAAUAGAAAAUCUGCCGGAAAUCACAUUGUUCAGACACAGUUGAUGAAUGACUUGUUGAUAGGCAUUAGAGUUUCAGUGAUGUUAGUUCAAAAAGUACAAGUUUUCAAGGGAAAUCUUUGGAAGGCUUUCAGUUCACCCAUAUGGCAAAGUAUGUGUGGAUUGCUAAGUAUUUUUACCAAGUUUUUAAGUGAUGAUGACUUGUUACAGACCAUUCAGAGUACUUCUGGAUUAGCUGUUACUCUUUUCAUUAAGACUAUGUUUCAUCCAUCUGAAAAGAUUCCUGAUUUGAUUAGCAGUUUGCUUCUUCGUUCAGUGGAGUGCACCAGCAUCCCUGGGUGGUUUAUGAACAGCUGCAGGAACCUUUGUUGUGCUGAUGUCUCUAGGUCAGCUCUCUUAUUCCUGUGUCAGGGGACACUUGCCAUGUUGGACUGGCAGAAUGGAAGCAUGGGCCUGAGUGGGGAGGCCCUGCUCUUGGAUAUAGCACAUGUAUUGUUCACCUUGAGUUCACAGAUUAAGGAAUCAACGCUGGAAAUGUUUCUUUCUAGAAUCUUGGCAUCUUGGACUACUUUAGCUGUACAUCUCCUUGAAUCAAGUUCCCCAAACCUGAAGGACAGUCUGAAUGGGAAUUCAAGUAUAGUUGGGAAACUUUUGGAAUAUGUCUAUACCCACUGGGAACAUCCAUUGGAUGCUCUGAGGCACCAAACUAAAAACAUAUUUAAAAAUCUUCUCCAAAUGCACCGGCUUACUACAGAAGGAGCAGAUUCAGUCACCGAUCCUUUCUUUUUAGAAUUGACUAAGCGUCUUCUGCAAUUGGAAUGGCAUAUUAAAGGGAAGUACACAUGCCUUGAUUGUUUGGUAGAGUGUCUAGGAAUUGAACAUAUUUUGGCAGUAGAUAAAACUAUUCCAUCUCAAAUCUUAGCAGUGAUGGGGGACCAGUCAUUGGUACCUUAUGCAAGUGACCUUUUGGAAACCAUGUUUAAAAAUCAUAAGAGUCAUUUGAAAUCUCAGACUGUUGAUAAUACUUGGAUUCACAAGUGGCACGAGACUUGGGUUUCUCCUCUCCUUUUUAUACUAUGUGAAGGAAACCUGGAUCAAAAAUCUUACGUGAUUGAUUAUUACUUGCCAAAAUUAUUGAAUUAUAGCCCUGAAAGUUUAAGGUACAUGGUAAACGUUCUUCAGACUUCAAUUGAUGCCAAAACUGGACAAGAACAAUCAUUUCUAUCCUUAGAGUCUUGUAAUAGCAGAGGGGCUCUGGGAGCUUUGAUGGCAUGUCUACGAAUAGCUAGAGCUCGCGGACAUCUUCAGUCUGCAGCUGAUACCUGGGAAAACCUUGUGUCUAGUGCAAGAAUAAAGCAAGGCUUAAUUCAUCAGCACUGCCAGGUACGGAUAGAUACAUUAGGCUUGAUUUGUGAAAGUAAUCGAAGCACAGAAAUUGUUUCCACAGAAGAAAUGCAGUGGAUUCAGUUCUUUAUCACAUACAAUCUUAACAGCCAGUCUCCAGGAGUGCGGCAACAGAUUUGUUCUCUUCUUAAAAAGUUGUUUUGUAGGAUACAGGAAAGUUCUCAGGUACUUUAUAAAUUGGAGCAGAGUAAAUCUAAACAUGAACCAGAGAGUGAGUUAACCAAACAGCACCCUUGUGUUUCUUUACAGCAAUAUAAGAAUUUCAUGUCAUCUGUUUGCAGCAGUCUUUUUGAAGCAUUGUUUCCUGGAUCUUCCUACCCAACUAGAUUUUCAGCUUUAACCAUUUUAAACUCAAUAGCUGACAUUUUUCCUGUCCUAGAGGGUAGAGGCCAAACAGUGUAUCAGCUGAGUCAUGAUGUUGACAUUCGUCGUUUCCAGACACUAAUGGAAUGUUUUACCAGCACUUUCGAAGAAGUGAAAAUUUUAGCAUUUGAUCUUUUGAUGAAGUUAUCAAAAACAGCUAUACAAUUUAAGUUGAAUCAGAACAUUAUUGAGCAAUCAAACUCUGACUUCCAGAAUGGAAAACAUGGAGCUUGUCAACUAUGGAUUAUCAAAUGCCUGAUAGAAAAUCUUGAGGAAGAAGUAACUCAGGCUGAAAAUUCUCUGCUGCAGGCAGCAGCAUUAUUUCCAAUGUAUGGGCGAGUUCACUGUAUAACAGGAGCUUUGCAGAAGUUAUCUCUAAACAGCCUGCAGUUGGUGAGUGAGUGGAGACCAGUGGUGGAGAAGCUCCUUUUGCUGUCCUACAGGCUUUCUGCCGUGGUGUCUCCAGUCAUUCAGAGUUCCUCCCCUGAAGGCCUCAUCCCAAUGGACACUGAUUCAGAGUCAGCAAGCCGCUUACAGAUGAUUCUAAAUGAGAUUCAGCCACGAGAUACUAAUGAUUACUUCAACCAAACCAAAAUCUUGAAAGAAUGUGAUAACUUUGAUUUGGAGGACUUGAAUGCCAGUGUGUCCAGUAUUGAUAUUUCUGCAGAAGUCAAAGGUAAAGAAGGAAAAACAUGUGAUGUAACUGCUCAGAUGGUGCUGGUAUGUUGUUGGAGAAGUAUGAAGGAAGUUGCUUUACUUUUAGGCACGCUGUGCCAGCUUCUACCCAUGCAGUCUGUGCCAGAAUCUUCUGAUGGAUUAUUAACUGUGGAGCAGGUAAAAGAAAUAGGAGAUUACUUUAAACAACAUCUUUUACAGUCCAGACACAGAGGAGCAUUUGAACUGGCUUAUACUGGUUUUGUGAAACUCACUGAAAUACUGAACAGGUGCCCUAAUGUGAGUCUGCAAAAACUGCCAGAACAAUGGUUAUGGAAUGUUUUAGAGGAAAUUAAAUGCAGUGAUCCUUCAUCUAAACUCUGUGCUACAAGGCGCAGUGCUGGAAUUCCUUUCUACAUACAGGCACUGUUGGCAUCUGAACCAAAGAAAGGCAAAAUGGAUUUGUUGAAAAUAACAAUGAAAGAGUUAAUCUCUUUGGCUGGGCCUACAGAUGACUCUCAGAGCAUUGUCCCCCAGGUUCAUGCUCUAAAUAUUCUUAGAGCCUUGUUCAGAGAUGCACGUCUGGGAGAAAAUAUUAUUCCUUAUGUUGCUGAUGGAGCUAAGGCUACAAUUCUAGGCUUUACAUCACCUGUCUGGGCAGUGAGAAAUUCAUCCACACUUCUCUUUAGUGCCUUAAUCACAAGAAUCUUUGGAGUUAAAAGGGGAAAAGAUGAACUUUCCAAAACAAAUAGAAUGACGGGAAGAGAGUUUUUCUCUCGUUUCCCAGAACUGUAUCCCUUUCUUCUCAAACAGUUGGAAGCUGUAGCCAGUACACUGGACAGUGAUGUGGGAGAUCCAAGUCAUCAUCCAAACAUGUUUCUCUUACUUUUGGUGUUGGAGAGGCUCUACCCUUCCCCAAUGGAUGGCACUUCUUCUGCCCUCAGCAUGGCACCUUUUGUUCCCUUCAUUAUGAGGUAG